This is a messenger RNA of Iphiclides podalirius (scarce swallowtail), 1311 nucleotides long. NCBI's taxonomy places the organism in Eukaryota, Metazoa, Arthropoda, Insecta, Lepidoptera, Papilionidae. The record is from the annotation of a GenBank genome assembly.
AUGCAUCUUCCGUAUGAGUCGAGGGGCCGACGGCGCCGCGAGAUGAACGAUCUGGAGCCCUGGUGGCUGCAAUCCAUCGUCGAGGAGACGCUAGUGGAGCACCCCGACCUUGUAAGAACCGGCAGCCCUGACUACAUGUGUUCAAUGUUGCCGCAACAUUGGCGGUCCAACAAGACCCUGCCUGGCGGUUUUAAGGUGGUAGCCCUUGGCGAGGUGCUAGACGGCACCCUCGUGACCGUCAGGGCUGGCAACGACGAGAACAUAACCGCAGAACUAAGGAACAACACGGCCGUCAUGAAGAACAGGGUAGCGAAAUUCAAUGACCUGAGGUUCGUUGGCAGAAGUGGAAGAGGGAAGAGUUUCUCGUUGACGAUAACAAUAUCGACUUCGCCACCUCAAGUGGCUACGUACCAAAAGGCGAUCAAAGUAACAGUCGACGGUCCCCGGGAACCUCGUUCCAAAACCAGUACCAACGUGCCGACCCACAGGACCAUAGACUUUCCGCGGCAGUUCAUCUCGUGCCCGCCGCUCCCAUUACGCGAAGAGUACAAGACACCAACCACGAGGAGUCUAAGAACGCUAUCGCACGAAGAGCGGGAGUACAAAACCAACGCCAGCAUACCCAUUGGAGAGAGCAGUGGCAAUAUCCUCGGCGCGAGCGAAUGGAACACUGGCUACCCUUCAACGGCGGGGGUUUACCCAACGUACAGCAGCAUGCCUUUACAACCUCCUUACUACAAGUCGGAUCCGGCUAUUCACAUACCAACAGUAUUGCCGGAAAUGCCGCUGUGUCACACGGACUACGGCGGCUUCCAGACCGGUAGUGCGGGCUUCAAAGGCAGCCCGGGCACAUCCGGGCCCGCGCUGACCGACCUGAACACGCCCUCGCUGACUGGCCACACGACGGCGAUGCCCACCCAAGCCCGCUGCGAGCCCAACUACUACAACUCGUGGCCUACGAACACCUACAACUACAACAAUUACCAAUACAAUAACAUCAACAACAAUCCCACGUGCCUGCAGUCGCACACGCCGUACAUAAACCCGAACCCCCAAAUGAUCCUGCCUAACCUGUACUCGACGGUAAACCAAAACCAAAUCCACGUGCACCUGCACAGCUCUACCGACAAACAUAUCGAGCAGUACAUCCCUAGCGAGAUAAAAAUAAGCGACAUCGAUGGCGGCAUAUCGAUAACGACCGAGCUCCAAGGCGCCGGGGAGGGAAGCGGGUUGGUCCAGACUUGUGAAGGGGGCGAUGACGUGAAACACGGACUCUACGGUGCCGCCAACCAAGAAGUAUGGCGUCCUUAU